CACGCACCUGCACGUUCCUUUUCCCCUCUCCUUCCUCCAUUCCUUCCUCCUCCUCCCCCCUCCCUCUGUUUCUCUCGCUCGAUAUUCCUCCUCGAAUGGAGGUUUCUUCCUGCUCAAUCUCGAUCUCAUGAGCCCCUUCUUCCCCGCCGUGCGCUCGAUCAUGCCCAACAAGAUUUUCCAGCGGUCUGUCGAAGAGCCGAGGAUUUUCCCAAUCGAGGGCAUGAAAGGGCAUCUGGAUCGGACCAAGGUGGUUCUGCGGCACUUGCCGCCGUCGAUUACGCAGGGCAUGCUCUUGGACCAGAUCGAUACCGCGUUCGGGGGCCGCUACAGCUGGUUCGCCUUCCGCCCCGGCAAGAGCAGCCUGAAGCACCAGGUCUAUUCAAGAGCCUACAUCAAUUUCAGGAGACCUGAGGAUGUUGUUGAAUUUGCCGAGUUUUUUGAGGGGCAUGUGUUUGUGAAUGAGAAAGGUACUCAGUUCAAGACUAUAGUUGAAUAUGCUCCUUCACAACGUAUACCUAAGCAGACAUCUAAAAAAGAUGGCCGGGAAGGGACCAUAAUGAAAGAUCCUGAGUACUUGGAAUUCCUUGAAUUUAUUGCAAAGCCAGUUGAGAAUCUUCCAAGUGCAGAGAUACAAUUGGAGAGACGUGAGGCGGAGCGAUCUGGUAUUGGAAAAGAAGCUCCUGUAGUGACUCCUUUGAUGGAUUAUGUUCGCCAGAAGAGGGCUUCAAAGGGUGGAUCUCGGAGGUCAAUCGCUAAUGAGAAAAUGAGUGGAAGAGGUGGUGGUUCGUCUGCCGGAAGCUCUAGUUCUGCACCAUCAAAACGAAAUUCUGAAAAGAGAAAAAGUUCAACUGCAAUGUAUAUUUUGAGAGAUGCUUCGAGGAGCAGUAGUGGCAAAGACAAGUCCACUUACAUUCUGUCUUCCAAGCGAGAUGAUCCUCAACUUUCUGACAAAUCUAAUCCUUCAGCAGUGGCAAGUGGAGCUGGACAACCAGAAGAUGACAAUGGGACUAUUGGAAUUGGAAUUGCUGGUGCUGGGAAAAGGAAGAUUUUACUUUUGAAGGGGAAGGAGAGAGAAAUUUCUCAUGUCUCUGGUGGUGUAUCGCAGGACCAGUGUCAACUAAAAGAUGUGAUAGGUUCAACCACUGACAAGCAGAAACAGCGGCAUGAGGGUAGUCGGAUAAUUAGAUCCAUACUUUUGAACAAAGAUGCACGCCAAAAUCAAUCAGGAGUCCCGUCUGAAACUCAAACACGAACUCUGCAUCCUGGAAAAGAAAGGAGGCCUCCUCGAGCCCCAAGUGUACAAGCAGUUUCAAAAGAUACAAAUGGUGCUCCUGAUGAGAAGGUCCAUGGGAAUGGCCUGUCUGGUUUUGGUAGUGAAAAGCUGGAAAGACGCGCAAGAAAUAAAGAUAGACCCGACCGUGGUGUAUGGGCUCCUCUCCGUCGUUUAGAUGGAUCUCACGCAAGUGAUUCAUCUUUCUCUACUGCUGCUGCACAUUCAACUUUAGAUUCCUCAGAAGGUUUCCGUAAGUCUGUUGGUCGCCGGGGAUCGUCUCAGGGUGGGAAAGAUAAUGAUGGCUCACCGCUUACGAGUGAACAGAAGUCUUCAAAAAGAGGAAGUGCUUCUGGCUAUAGUUCCCAUGAGAAGCAAGUGUGGGUUCAAAAGUCAAGUUCUGGAUCUUAGUGUCUGAAAAGUGUGAAAGGCUUGGUGUAUUGUGAAAUUGAUCACGCAUAUCUGCUAGUGGCUGGAGGCUCGUCUCUUUUGCUAGACAGGUGGUCAGAGUGGAAAAGGCUUUGGCAGCAAAAAUGGUUUCUCGGGAAGAAACUGAUGGUUGGUACAGCUCGAAGGGGGGAGGAUGGAGAUAUUGUUGUAAUUAACAGUUGGGUGGGUGAGUUGCAUAACCCGGAUUUAUUACUACGCAAGGCUGAUUUGGAUUAGUUGGAAAGAGAAGGAGAAAGAUAUCGUCACCUAGGAACGUACAUAAGUUACAACAGAUCCUAUCCCAGUAUCUUUCGGGGGGAUUCUUACCAUCGCUGAAGGAGCUACAGAUAACAUUCUUGCCAUCGACUCUAAUGAGGGGAGCGUGAUAUUUUAGCUCAUAGGAUAAGGUUCUUGGUUGGACUGUAAAUACGAAUGCGGAGCAAAUGGUUUAUUGCCUCUGCUCUUGUCAGUUGUACAUCUUUGUUGGGCAGAAUAUCAUACUCUAGUUAUGGUGUGUAGUUGCUCUAGCCCAUUUUGUUUAAUGGCUUUCUUAAUGGGGGUUCUUGUCGAAUAGAGAAAGAUAUAUGUCGGGGGAUGCUCUUUCGGAUUGUACCCUCGAAAUGUUGUCUAUGUGGAGAGUGUUGAUAUGGAGUUGGAAAUCGGAUGGCACUCUCUGUUUUGGAAUUUUAA
Syzygium oleosum is the source of this 2389-nucleotide messenger RNA. Its product is annotated as regulator of nonsense transcripts UPF3. The transcript is spliced from 13 exons. Bases 128 to 1681 code for a protein of 517 amino acids. The record is from RefSeq and is a predicted model, not a curated record. Gene Ontology annotation, cellular component: cytoplasm; nucleolus. NCBI's taxonomy places the organism in Eukaryota, Viridiplantae, Streptophyta, Magnoliopsida, Myrtales, Myrtaceae. Gene Ontology annotation, molecular function: mRNA binding. Gene Ontology annotation, biological process: positive regulation of translation; nuclear-transcribed mRNA catabolic process, nonsense-mediated decay.